AUGUUACUAGCCACACUUUGUUACUUUAAAUUUACAUAUGGUGGGUUUUGCUUUGCAAUUUGGUCCUAUUGGUUUUUAUUUUCACCUGUUGCCUGCCUUAACUUAUGUAUUUUGCACACAAGUUGGUUUCAUGUUCAAGCUUUUCCGUUUUCAACCUUUACUUUUAGAGUUUUAGCGAUGUUACCUGAUGUUCUCGCCACCGCACAAUUUGUUUCCUUUUUCUGCUUGCAGCAACAUGGUUCUAGUAGGUUUGCUAGUACAAGUGUUGUGAAGCAGUCUUCUGGUGGUUUAUUUGGUUGGCUUCUUGGUAGCAAGCCAACCCAGUUUCCAGCUCUUGAUGUCCCUCUCCCAGGCGUCACCAUUCCUCCACCACUACCAGACUUUGUAGAGCCAGCCAAGGCAAAAGUUACCACUCUCCCGAAUGGCAUCAAAAUUGCUUCAGAAACAUCAACGAGUCCAGCAGCAACAGUGGGAUUGUAUAUUGAUUGUGGUUCUAUGUAUGAAACACCUGGUUCAUCUGGAGCAUCGCAUCUACUGGAGAGAAUGUCAUUCAAGAGCACCACAAACAGGAGUCAUUUGCGGCUAGUACGCGAGGUAGAGUCCAUUGGAGGGAAUGUUUCUGCAAUAGCUACUCGUGAACAAAUGUGCUAUACCUAUGAUGCAUUCAGGGCCUAUGUACCUGAUAUGGUCGAAGUACUUAUUGAUAGUGUGAGAAACCCAGCAUUUCUUGAUUGGGAGGUUAAAGAGCAGCUGGAGGAGAUGAAAGCUGAAAUAGCUGAAUUUUCUGCUAAUCCUCAAGGUUUACUUUUAGAGGCUCUCCAUUCUGCUGGCUAUACUGGGGCACUGGCAAAGCCCUUGGUGGCACCAGAGCCUGCCAUACAUAAAUUGGACAGUGGUGUUCUUAAGGAAUUCGUUGCUGAAAACUACACAGCACCCAGGAUGGUCCUAGCGGCAUCAGGAGUUGAGCAUGAUGUGCUAGUUUCAAUUGCUGAGCCACUUCUCUCUGAUCUUCCUGCUGUGAAGCGUCCAGAAGAGCCAAAAUCAGUUUAUGUGGGAGGAGACUAUCGUUGUCAAGCAGACUGUCAAAACACACAUUUUGCUCUUGCUUUUGAAGUGCCAGGUGGAUGGUAUGAAGAGAAAACAGCUAUUACUGUAACUGUCCUUCAGAAGCUCAUGGGGGGAGGUGAUUGGUUCUGUACUGGCGGUGUUGGGAAGGGCUUGUAUUCUCGAUUAUCUCUCCGGAUAUUAAGCCACUACCAUCAGAUCGAAUCAUUCUCCGCUUUCAAUCAUAUCCACAACUAUUCUGGUCUUUUUGGAAUUCUUGCAACAACCAGUCCAGAUUUUGCCUCGAAGGCUGUGGAUUUGGCAGCAGGGGAACUUCUUGAAGUUGCCACUCCUGGAAAUGUUACACAAGGACAGCUUGAUCGAGCUAAACGGGCAGCAAAGUGUAAAGUUUUGAUGGACUUGGAAUCAAGAGCUGUAGCAUGUGAAGACAUUGGGAGGCAGGUUAUGACUUAUGGUGAAAGGGAACCCAUCGAGAAAUUCUUGAAAGAUGUCGAAGCAAUUACUCUGAAUGACAUUUCUUCAACUGCCAAGAACAUUAUUUCUACACCCCUUACAAUGGCAUCAUGGGGUGAUGUUACUAAUAUCCCAACCUACGAGUCUGUUAGCAGGAAGUUUCAUUCAAAGUGA
Triticum turgidum subsp. durum (durum wheat) is the source of this 1692-nucleotide messenger RNA. The record is from the annotation of a GenBank genome assembly. Lineage: Eukaryota; Viridiplantae; Streptophyta; Magnoliopsida; Poales; Poaceae.